Messenger RNA from Tricharina praecox, 270 nucleotides. RefSeq lists its product as uncharacterized. NCBI's taxonomy places the organism in Eukaryota, Fungi, Ascomycota, Pezizomycetes, Pezizales, Pyronemataceae. The transcript has 2 exons. Bases 1 to 270 code for a protein of 89 amino acids. The record is from RefSeq and is a predicted model, not a curated record.
AUGGAGGAGAAGGACGAAGAGGACGAAGACGAAGAUGACGAUGACGAAGACGUCUCGUACGGAGACAGCGGAAACGAUGUCGAUGAGGAGGCCGAGGAAGGGGAGGAAGGGGAGGAGGGCGUAGAGCCGGCCGCCACCACCAACUCACCACCGCCGGAAACUACGACCAACACCUCUCCUCACGGUACGGAGGUUUCUCAAGAGGCAACACCACCCGGGGAGCCUGAUCGCCACCGGACCACUGCUGCGGACGCCAAAGUGGAACUUUGA